Molecule: messenger RNA, 2746 nt
Organism: Gilbertella persicaria
Lineage: Eukaryota; Fungi; Mucoromycota; Mucoromycetes; Mucorales; Choanephoraceae
Product: Metallo-peptidase family M12-domain-containing protein
Exons: 9
Coding region: 36-2624 (862 amino acids)
Biological process (GO): proteolysis
Molecular function (GO): metalloendopeptidase activity
Source: RefSeq, a predicted model, not a curated record
UUUUCUCCUCUCUCUCUUUCUUUUUUGUAAACAAAAUGAGACCUACUUAUAGUCUAUUUUGUUUAUUCUUUUAUACAAUUUCAUUUGUAACAUGCCACAGUGUUGACAAUAAACAAUUAUUAUGGGUGGAACCAAUAAAAACAGUAAAACUGGAUAUCGCAGCACGUUCAACUUUAUUUUUCGAAAAGCGAGAUAUUUCACCCAAUAGCCAUUACCAACCUAAUGCCCGUUCCCUGCAAUUUGAUGAUUCUCUUAGACUUUCAGUAGACGCUUACAACAAGACAAUGUAUUUACAUUUGUCUCCUAAUUAUGAUCUUUUUCAUCCUCAGGCUGUUGUUCAUCAAGAAGGAAAAUCAGUUAGAAUCAAUCCUUCAGAUUAUCGAGUCUAUCGUGGUUAUGUGGUUGAUCCUAUCUAUUCAGACCAUUAUUGGAUCAGUGGUUUUGAUGACAACAAUAUGGAAGAUCAACCGGGUAUAUUGGGCUGGGCCCGAAUUACAGUCCGAAAUGAUAUAAAGCAUCAUUUAGACCACCCUUUAUUUGAAGGUGCUUUUACACUGUAUGGCGACACUUAUCAUGUUAAACUCAGGGAAAACUAUUAUCUCACAAAAAGAGACGAUGAUGCAGAACUCACUGAACAGCACUUGAAUGCAUAUAUGAUCAUAUACCGUGACUCUGACACAGUUUUGCAAGACAGUCCCCUCGCAAAUACAGCAGGUGGCUGUGGAUUUGAUAGACUGACACACACAUCUGAAAAGAUUUAUAACCCAUUAGAGAUAAAUAUGGAUUAUACUGCCGGAUUUGGUAUGGAGAAUAAACUUUUCGGUAAAACGCUUGUGAAGAGAGCGCCUCCUACUGGUUGUCCAACUACCAAAAAAAUCUUGUAUAUGGGUGCAGCAGCAGAUUGUACCUAUGUUAAAUAUUAUCAAAAUGCAGACAAGGCUCGUAUGCAGAUUAUUAAUGACUGGAAUUCAGUCAGCAACGUCUAUGGCUCGACAUUCAAUGUAAAUAUCGGCUUGAUUAAUAUUACCAUUAUGGAUUCUACUUGUCCUUCUACUCCUGUAUCUUCAGUCAACUGGAAUCAAGCAUGUUCAACAGGAUAUUCAAUCUCAAGUCGUUUAAGUGAUUUCAGUCGUUGGAGAGGCAACAUUGGUGAUGAUGGUGCUGGUCUAUGGCACUUGAUGACAAAUUGCGCGACUGGUCCCGAAGUAGGAAUUGCUUGGAUGUCACAAGUGUGUAACACUGGUACAACUCGUUCAAGCUCAAGUGGCGAAUACACUUCAGGCACGGGUGUUUCCUCCAUUAUUCGCGAUGAAUGGAAAGUUGUUGCUCAUGAAAUUGGCCAUGGCUUUGGUGCUAUUCACGAUUGUACCUCACAGAAUUGUCCAUGUUCAGGAACCAGUUGUCAAUGUUGUCCUUAUAGUAGUACGCAAUGUGAUGCAGGAGGAAGAUAUUUUAUGAAUCCUACCAGCAAUGCAUCAUCUGAUGCUUUCAGUCCAUGUAGUAUUACCACUAUCUGUACUGCUAUGCCAAACUAUUUAUCUUGUUUAGAAGAGCCUGGAAGUAGAAAUGUCACUACUCUACAAAUGUGCGGCAAUGGUAUCAAGGAGACAGGAGAAGAUUGUGAUACAGGUGGACAAGCAAGUAACUGCUGUGAUUCUGCUACUUGUAAAUUUAAAUCAGGUGCUGUGUGCGAUGACUUUAAUGAUCUUUGUUGUAACAACUGUCAGCUAAGGCCUGCUAACUACACUUGUCGUCCUGCUUCUGGUGAAUGUGAUGUUGCCGAAGUAUGUUCAGGAACAUCAGGCGAUUGUCCUAGUGAUAAAUACAAAGAUGAUCUCACAAGUUGCAGCAACGGCAUGAAAUGUGCCUCAGGCCAAUGCACUUCGCGUGAUGCUCAAUGUGUGGCUCGUGGUACGACGAGCAACAUCAAAAAGUCGUGCGGUGCAGAUAACGGCUGUGCCAUGUCUUGCCAAAACCCUUCGUCUGCCUUGUCCUGUAUUAUUUUCCCUGGUAACUUUAUGGACGGUACUCCCUGUGGUAUUGGUGGCGUCUGUAAGAGUGGAUCCUGUGAUGAAAGCAAUUUUGGCAACAAUGCAUUGAACUGGAUUAAUAGUCACUUGUACAUUGUUAUCCCUGUAGCUGUUGUCGUUGGCUUACUUUUAUUGUUCUGUCUCUUCCGCUGUUGUUGUUACUCUUAUCCAGAUGGUUACAACAAUCUUGGCAAGACAACAAUCUAUACUAUUCCCGGACAACAACAACCAUAUCCACAAUACAGUGCUGGACCACAACCUUACUAUCCACCACCUCCUCCACCACCACAACAGCCUUAUUAUGCACCUCCUCCAAACGGUUGGGUUGAUCCUGCAUUAUACAAUGGUCCACCUGGAAGUCGCGAAUAUCCUCAACAACCUGUGCCUGCUUAUUCCCAAACAACGCCACACCAUGAUGCUUAUGAAUUAAAUAAUGCAAACAACUGGCAAAACAAUCAUACGCCAAGUACUCCUUUGCCUGGCUCACCUGCACCCAAUUACAAUCAAGUGUCUUCACCUUCACCUACACCAGCACCUCCACAACAUGGAAGCAUACCAAUGGGAAACAGACCCUACAAUGAAGGUGUCAUUUAAUUUGUAUCAUGUCAAUUUUUCAUGUAUUUUAUUUUGUGUGUAUAAAAUAUCCUUGUUUAUUUACCAAAUUUUAUUGCAUAUCAAUACAAUAAAGUAUAUCACAUACUCUUUUUUAUAUAUAC